Uncinocarpus reesii 1704 is the source of this 2529-nucleotide messenger RNA. RefSeq lists its product as uncharacterized. Bases 1 to 2529 code for a protein of 842 amino acids. The record is from RefSeq and is a predicted model, not a curated record. The transcript has 4 exons. NCBI's taxonomy places the organism in Eukaryota, Fungi, Ascomycota, Eurotiomycetes, Onygenales, Onygenaceae.
AUGACCACUGUCUCGAGACCUCGAACGCCCUCUCACGAGAUCUACCCGUCCGCCCCUAACAUAUCGCAAUCAAGCCAUCCCAUCCGGAGUCAUGGGUCUGCGUCUGGCUCACGACCAGAGUCCUUCGCCGCGACCAACUCGAUUCAACCUACCGAUUUCCAAGUGCGAUUUGGCGCCGGCGAAACCCCCGUGCCUCAACAAUCUCGCUUCCACGAGGAUCUCAGCCACCGCGGUUUCUCCAUACUGGAUGGCAAUAUCCCCGGCGAUGCGGCGCGAAGCGAAUCGCAAGUGUCGCUUUCACAACAGACGCUUCCGUCGCGGUCCGGCACUUUGAAGAAAAAGGCGUCGCUGAGUAAAAAGGGGAGUUUGCGGCGCGGAGGAAGCAAGCGGAGCAGUCGCGCCGGCAGUGUAAGGAGUCUGAAAUUAGGUGAAAAGGAAAAAUAUUCGGCGGGAGAAGAUGAGAUGAAUAGUGCCUUUUACAUUCCGAUCCCAACAAAGGGAACGCCAACGGAAAUUCUCGCAAACAGAUUCCAAGCAUGGCGAAAGGUGCUCAAGGACCUCAUCGGCGUUUUUAGAGACGUCCAACGAUCAUAUGAGACGCGAGCAAAGAUCCUUGUGUCUACUUCGAACGCAAUGAACAACAUUUCUAUGCCCACCACCUUCUUGCAAUCCGGCGGAAUCGCAGAGGCAACCAAUAUACUGAAGACAUAUCAUAAGCAAGCAUUGAUUGAAUGCAACAAGGCUAAAGACGUGGAAACGGAAAUCAUCGUUCAGCUGAAUAGCCUAAGAAAUGAUUUACAGCAAAAGAUCAAAGAGAUCAAGAGCCUUUCAGGAGAUUUCAAGAAUUCCGUCGACAAGGAGAUGGAGGGAACACGCAAAGCUGUACGGCAUUUACAUGAGGCCUUGGGUCUGGUUGACACUGAUCCUGCAGCUACGUCUGGAAAGGGGGAUCCGUUCAUUAUCAAGUUGGGAGUUGAUAAGCAGCUCGAAAAGCAGCUGCUAGAAGAGAAUUACCUCCACCGAGCCUAUUUGAACUUAGAAAGCUCUGGCCGUGAGCUGGAAUCCAUCGUGGUUGGCGAAAUACAAAAAGCAUAUAGCGCCUACGCGAGCAUCCUAAAGCGCGACGCCGAUUCCGCAUACGAGGCCAUUGAACGGCUACGUGAAGGCCCUAUCUCUAUGCCCAAAGACCUUGAAUGGAAAGCUUUUGUUUCGCAUAAUGAUCAGUUAAUCGACUCUGGCGUACCACUGCGAAAUAUUCGGAAUAUCACGUAUCCUGGAAGUGACCAUCCGGCGGCAGCAGAAGUUCGGGCCGGAAUGUUGGAACGGAAGAGCAAAUAUCUCAAAAGCUAUACUCCAGGCUGGUAUGUCCUGUCGCCAACCCAUUUACACGAGUUCAAGUCGGCGGAUCGCAUUCGAUCUCAGAAUCCGGUCAUGUCGCUGUAUCUCCCUGAGCAGAAACUCGGUUCACACUCCCAGCCAGAUUCGUCUUCCCACAAAUUCAUGCUUAAAGGACGGCAAACCGGUUCCAUGCAUCGUGGACAUGCCUGGGUAUUCCGAGCAGAGUCCCAUGAUACCAUGCUUGCCUGGUAUGAAGACAUCAAGAACCUCACAGAAAAAACCGGCGAAGCACGGAACGCAUUCGUCCGGAAACAUGUGCGCUCCGUGAGCGGCAUAAGCUAUAGAGGGUCAUCUAUCAGCAGCGACGGAGUCCUUGAUGAAGAUGAAGCAGAUCAAACGCCGUAUUCCGCCGAACAUAUGCUACCUCCCCGCGGACCGUCCUUGGAUGAACCACGCUGGCGUUCUCCUUCCGGCGGACGGUUCCCAAGUGAAGUCCAGCUAAAUCGAACAUCCGAGGCACCCAAUUCUCCAUCAAGCGAGGCGAGUUCUCGAGAAGAGCCCGUGGCCGAUUCGUCCUUUCGCGAACCUGGAAUUCACUUCGCCGGACGACAACCCCAGCGGCAUCAGCACCCUCACGAACCAGAACCACACGACGGGCUUCACUCCAACUCCAUCCGUUCCACACAGCCCAAAAGGCCCGCCCGCAUCUACGACGAAUGGAUGACAGCCGACCGGCCCGCUCCGCCCCAGACUCCCACUCACGACCACAUCAACGCCAAUCGCAUUUACUCCCCAAGCCCGCAACCUCACCGCAACGGAACCCGCGUCCGCUCCAUCGCCCUAUCCACAGGCGCCCCCAUCCUCAUCCCCGACGACAUCUCCAACAAGCCAACUCCGCGUCCCAGCGAGCCAGAUGCCUCACUCCUCUCAACCCAACCCACAAACACCGACACCAGAACCAACCCCAGCCUCACAACUGCCACGUCGCUCGGCAUGCUUGGAAGCGAUACGUCAACCGGCCACACGCCUGCUCUCCCAAAUGGCGCAGGUGCUCUAGAUCCUCCGAUCGCGGACACCAAGGCUGACGACACGGAAACUUCAAUGAGGCAGCGGAUGCUGUCCGCGGCGCAUCGCACCUCGACUGUCAGCGACUUGAAGGUUCCCGGGCAGUAUCCCAUGGCUAGUAGCUGA